CUGUAUGUUAAAUAUUCCAUGUGCAGUGUGUCGUUUAUGAUAUUCUCAGAUAAUCGAUUAGAUGUGUUUUUGUAUUUGCAGUUAAUUAUGUUGUUGUGUUUAGGACAUCUACCGUAACUCCAUGCCGGCCUCCAGCUUCCAGCAGCAGAAGCUGCGGGUGUGUGAGGUUUGCUCCGCUUACCUCGGUCUCCACGACAACGACCGCCGCCUCGCCGACCACUUCGGAGGGAAACUUCAUAUAGGUUUCAUCGAAAUCCGGGAAAAACUUGAAAAACUGCGGAAGGCUGUGACGGAGAAACAGGAGCGCAUGCGCACGAGGAGAAGAGAGGAGCGCGACAGAGAGGAGGAGCGAGCCAAAGAGUGGGAGGUGGAGAAAGAGAGGGAACGCGAGCGGGAGCGCGAGAGGGAACGAGAGAGAGAGCGCGAGCGGGAGAGAGACAGAGAGAGAGAACGCAGGAGGUCCGUCUUGGUGCUCUGCUUCAUUUCACUCCCACAGAUGUGUGCAAAUCAUAAGCAGCCCUUGAUAUCACAGCUGGAAAAGUAUCUCCAUAUUUAUGUACUUUCCUUCAAAUCAGUGGAGCUCUAAUAGUCAAGGCAAA
Molecule: messenger RNA, 599 nt
Organism: Sinocyclocheilus rhinocerous
Lineage: Eukaryota; Metazoa; Chordata; Actinopteri; Cypriniformes; Cyprinidae
Product: putative RNA-binding protein Luc7-like 1
Exons: 2
Coding region: 122-586 (154 amino acids)
Biological process (GO): mRNA splice site recognition
Cellular component (GO): U1 snRNP
Molecular function (GO): mRNA binding
Source: RefSeq, a predicted model, not a curated record